Messenger RNA from Exophiala xenobiotica, 936 nucleotides. RefSeq lists its product as uncharacterized. The record is from RefSeq and is a predicted model, not a curated record. Lineage: Eukaryota; Fungi; Ascomycota; Eurotiomycetes; Chaetothyriales; Herpotrichiellaceae. Bases 1 to 936 code for a protein of 311 amino acids. Gene Ontology annotation, cellular component: cytoplasm. The transcript has 5 exons. Gene Ontology annotation, molecular function: oxidoreductase activity, acting on the CH-OH group of donors, NAD or NADP as acceptor.
AUGGCGGAGAUCAAGAUCGACCAGGAUAUGCUUGGCUCAGUCAAUGGCAAGGUCGUGGUCCUAGCAGGCGGCGCUCAGGGUAUCGGCGCAGCAACUGUCACCCAGCUGUACCAAUCAGGCGCGCACGUCUUCUUCGGCGACUGGGACGACAAGAAAGGGCCGAACCUCGCUGAGGAACUCAAAUCCUCCUCCAAGUCUGCCGGCAGUGUGACAUAUAUGAAAUCCAAUGUUCGCGACUACCAAUCUCUCUUGUCAUUGUUUGAUGCUGCAUACUCCAAGCAUGGCCAGAUCGACAUGGCAAUAUGUUGUGCGGCCGUUACGGAGCGACCUGGGUAUUGGGAGCCAGACAAGCUGAACCUGGAAAGCACACCAACCGGCAUCGCCGAUGUGAUCGACAUCAAUCUCAACGGCACAUUGUACUUCGCCCGCCUGGCCGUCGCCUACCUGAAAGAAAAGCACACUUUCGACAGGCAAUCCACCACCGCCGAGAACAUCACGUCGUCGAAAUGCAUCACACUAGUCUCUUCGGUCGCCGGAUUCAAAGAGUCCCCAGGCUUGUUCGCAUACUCUGCCGCCAAGCACGGCGUCAUGGGAUUGAUGAGAGCUCUGCGUCCGUUCACAUCCCAACUGUACGGUUUGAGGGUGAAUGCUAUCUGUCCCUGGGCUACUGACACGCAACUUCUCUCUGGCGUGCGCACCGAAUGGACGAAGAACAACAUGCCGAUGAAUACGCCGCUCGAUGUGGCGAAAUACAUCAUCCAGGUCACGGCAGAUCCGAAGGCGCAUGGGAAAGGGCUCUUCGUGACGGGCGGGAAUGCGGUUGACAUUGAGGAGGGCCUGAACAGGACGGAGCCAGAGUGGUUGGGGGAGAAGAAUAGCCGGGAGUUGAAUGAGGGACAGGUGAUUUUGGGAUUGGGAAUGGACUGGGGGACAUGA